This is a messenger RNA of Manduca sexta (tobacco hornworm), 2989 nucleotides long. RefSeq names its product zinc finger protein 782-like. Lineage: Eukaryota; Metazoa; Arthropoda; Insecta; Lepidoptera; Sphingidae. Gene Ontology annotation, biological process: regulation of transcription by RNA polymerase II. Gene Ontology annotation, cellular component: nucleus. The transcript is spliced from 2 exons. The record is from RefSeq and is a predicted model, not a curated record. The coding region runs from base 82 to 1668 and encodes 528 amino acids. Gene Ontology annotation, molecular function: RNA polymerase II cis-regulatory region sequence-specific DNA binding; zinc ion binding; DNA-binding transcription factor activity, RNA polymerase II-specific.
CUAUGUUUUAGAGGUUAUAACUAUUUAUCUUUUAUGAAAACUGAGAAGUAAAUAAAUAGGUGAAUGUAAUUAUCUUUUAUUAUGAAUAUCAAUGACAGCGGGUACUGCAGGUUAUGUGCUAAUCUCAAACCUUUCGACGAACUGGUGAAUUUACAACAAAACGAUGACAAACGACGUGAAAUUACUGAAAAACUGAUUCGCAUAAAUGCAUCGACAGAUUUUACCAAAGAUGUUUUCCCAAGAACGGUGUGCUUGCUUUGUACAGUAGCAUUGGAUAAAGCUUUUGAUUUUGUCAUAGCCGUAGAACAAGCCCAGCAAGUCAUAAAAGAUGCGAUAUUAUUGCAAAAUAUAAAAAAAGAAGAACCUUAUUCUGACAGCGAAAAUUAUGCAUUUCACAACAAUGAUACAAAUUAUGAUGAUAAUGUUAAUGUAAAAAUUGAGGGCGAUCAAAAAGACCUAGUUUUUGAAGUUCCUGUUUCGAAUAACAAUGAGAUAUUGUCAAAAACACAGAGUAAAGUUAAACCUAAAAAGAAAUUGCCUAGAUCGCCAGGUUUGGAUGGCAUUCCUCUAUCUCAGCUAAAAUUAACAUGGAAAGACUACAGUUGGAUGUGUGCUUACUGUGAAACACUAUUUCCGAAUAUAGAUGAGUUGAGGAUUCAUUCUAUGCAAUACCAUAACUGCUGCAAUGCAUUCCGUUGCAUUGAUUGCAAUAUAAGGAAACUAAAACUCAAUAGUUUUCUCAUCCAUGUGCGAAGACAUCGCAAAAUUCUUAAACAAUCAUGCUAUAAAUGUGACAUUAAAUUUUCUAGCUUAAUUGAUGCUAGAAAACAUAAAAACGAACAUGUAUCAUCAGCAAACAUAUGUUCUGGUUGUAAUACUUGUUUUUCAACUAUAGAUGAAUUGAAAGCUCAUGAAGAUACAUUUUAUAGAAACACAUGGUCACGAGGCUUAAUCAAAAUACAAACAGAUGAUAGUUUAACAUGUGUAAUAUGUAAAAAGAAUUUCAAAAACAAAAGCAGUCUUAAUACUCACCUAUUAAUUCAUACAGAAAGGAAAAGAGAUCAUAUUUGUGAAUAUUGUGGUAAAUGUUUUCUACAUAAACAAAAUCUAAUUGAUCACAUGACAUUACAUAAUGAUGAACGACCUUACAACUGUAAAAUAUGCAAAAGCGCCUUUAAGACAGCACAUAACUUACGAAGACAUGUUGGCACUCAUGACGGUCACAAACCCUAUUCAUGCGACCAAUGCGGGCGAUGCUUUAGGCUUCAAAAACAACUGAAAUCUCACAGUAUCAUACACACAGAUUUACUACCACAUAUUUGUUCAUAUUGUAAAAAAGGUUUUAGGUUUAAAACAAUUUUAAACCAACAUUUAAGGCAGCAUACAGGCAUAAAGCCCUACUCCUGUGACAAAUGCCAAAGAGAUUUCACAAAUUGGCCAAAUUUCAAUAAACACAUGAAGAGACGCCAUGGAGUUGAUAUGGCAAAGAAAAAACACACGCAAGAUGGUGUGUAUCCAAUAAAUCCUACAACAGGAGAUGUGAUAUUAUAUCCACAGACAAAUGAGACUUUAGAAUGGAAAAAAAAUAUGAUGGUGCAGCGGAGACCUGGCAGGCCAAAACUGAAGUCACAAGAUGAUACUAUAAGUAAUACAAUAAAUGAGAAAUGAUGGAACCCUUGGAACAUAAAAAAUUUACAAUAGAACAAGAUCAGAAGUACAGCUGGAUGACGCCCUUCAUCUACCACAAGCACCACAACUACAGUGACAAGGUGAAGAUGGCGCUGAGGAAAAAUAAACAAUGGGUAUAAUGUAGAGUGAAUCAUAUUAAUAAACCAAUCUCACCUUUGAGUAGAAUCUUAAUAUAUGGCAUUGAACUAUGUUAAAAAAAAAACUUGAACAGUAAUUAAAGCCCCUGUUGUCAGCUGAGUCAAAAUUCAUCAAAUGCUAUGACUUAACUAAUAUUAUUUAAGAUGUUAUAAUUUGUUAUAAAUAACGACAUUAUUAAGAUGCUUGCAGUAACUUGACAUUGUCGAGACAAAUUCAGCCCUUAGAUCUCUAAUAACAUAAGAAUAUCUAGACAUGUGGGAGACACUUUAGAACAUUGAUUGAAGGUAAAGAUUGUAAAUAUUAUGCAAAGUGGGGUAAUUUCAUAUUUUAUAUUUGAUCUCAAUAUUAGUGUGUAAACAGGCAAGAUGGCGAUUUCUACUCAAAUAAGCAAAAAAUGUAUUUGUAUAAAUUUUCCAUUUUCUUCAUGAUUUUCUAUUAAAUCUAUGAUUGGAGAUCAAAGUAUCUAUAAAUUAAAAUUAUGUAUCCAUUGUUAAGGUAGGUGCCAGUACUAUUUAAAAAUCCACCUGAUACCUAUAUAAGAUAAACAAGUUUUAUAUUGUAUACAUACAGACAAAGAACACACUUUUAAGCCAGUGGCUAUAAGCUUGAAAUGUGAUUAAUGUGCUCAUGUAUCAUAUACUAUGACAUUUUUGGAAAUUCACCCCAUAUAGUAGUAUAAUCCCAUCUUACGAGCCUAGUCUUUACGUAAUGUUUUAGAAAUGGUAAAGCUAUACUUUGUUAAGUCUUUCUCGAAUGAAAGGAGGCUACAAUGGCUAUAGGCAGCAGGGUCUUUUUAACCAUAUUGGACACUGCCAUGCGACGAAUCCGCUUGCCCCGCUCUUGUAGACAAAAACCUGUGACUCUCCGUAUUGUAAUUCUGGUGGGCUGACGUUUUACACUUUAUAUCGGUUUACGUCUCCUGGGUCAGUUUUAUUAUUUUAUCAACAUUAGGCCGGAGACUUGACGAAUUUUGGUUAUUCCCAAUUACCGAUUCUGCCGCCUACGCUCACGAAAAUUCAGCCUGUAUUAUGAAACACAGUAAGUGUCUAACAUGAUUUAAACAAGUUGAACCUACUGACAUGUAUAAGUAGUUAUUUAACAAAUACAUCAGAUUAUGUUACAAACAAAAAUAUAAAUUAAAUUACUAUUAACAUAUUAUUUA